Molecule: messenger RNA, 7471 nt
Organism: Mercenaria mercenaria
Lineage: Eukaryota; Metazoa; Mollusca; Bivalvia; Venerida; Veneridae
Product: plexin-B-like
Exons: 18
Coding region: 16-2220 (734 amino acids)
Biological process (GO): regulation of cell migration; sensory neuron axon guidance; regulation of GTPase activity
Cellular component (GO): semaphorin receptor complex
Molecular function (GO): semaphorin receptor activity
Source: RefSeq, a predicted model, not a curated record
UAUUGAAAUCAUUUGAUGUAUGUGUUGUUGAAGGGAGAGUACAUAAAUCUGGUUGCUCAAGAGUCUGAUGUCAAUAUAACCAUUGGGCUGGAAAAAUGUUCAGUAUUUGAGCUGAAGGAAAACUUAAUCACAUGUCUAGCCCCAAAAGAACAACCAGCUUCACGUGGCUCAACGUUACCGGAAGUAAAUGUGACAAUAGGAAAUUACAACAAAAGAGUUGGAUUUUUGAAAUAUGAGAAAACUGUUGAAAUGAUUCUGAUUAUAGCUGGUGCCGUUGGUGGAGGACUUCUGGCCAUCAUUAUUAUAGGGGUAGUAUUUGGAAUUUACAAGUACAAAAAGGUGGGGAAAAAAGCCAAGGAAUAUGAAAGAAAUUUAUCAGACAUGGAAAUGGAAAUCAAACGGGUAGCGAGGGAAGAGUUUCUGGACAUGCACACGACCAUGUCAUCUGUGAACAAGAACCUGGUAGAGCAGGGUUUCCCAUACCACGGUUAUCAACAGUUUGCCUGUAAUGUGAUGUUUUCUGUAGAUUAUCUGUGGACAGAACCGGUUGUAAGUAACGGCAAGAUGACGGAUGAUGAACGUCUGAAGGCAAACAAAGGGAUGGAGUCACUAGAGUUGUUGAUCUCCAACAAAUUCUUCCUAGUUUCUGUCAUAACUACCAUGGAAAAUGAGAAAAGAUUCUUCAUUCGGGAGAAAUCAAACCUGGCAGGAAAUCUGUGUGCUGUGUUAAUGGGCAGGAUGGACUACCUUAACGAGAUAUUGAAACUGUUGAUGACCAACUUGGUACAGGAAUCCUCAACCAAGAAACACAAAACACUCUUCAGAAGGUGUGAGAGCAUAACAGAGAAACUACUGAGUAACUGGUUGUCACUGUGUCUCUACCCACAUGUCAAGAGUCAUUCUGGUUCCCCGCUCUACCUGUUGUACAUGGCCACACAGAAGACAAUGGAGUCGGGUCCUAUUGAUGCCGUGACAGGAGAUGCUAAGUAUACCCUUUCAGAGGAGAAACUACUGAAGAAAUGGAGUUCUUCUGUUGAAGAGGAUGAUAAUCAUGACCUCAAGUUUGAGGCUAAAACAUUGACUUUGAAUGUGGUAGUUGACAAUGGGGAAGAAAUUUUCAAAUGUAAAGCAUUAGACUGUGACACAGUCUCACAGGUGAAAAGUAAAUGUCUGAAUCAGAUAUAUGUGAACUAUCCUGCAUCGCAACUUCCUGUGGGAGCUGAUGAUCUGGCAUUGGAGUGGCAUGAAGGAUUUGGAGGAGCAUUAAGGUUACGAGAUGAGGAUAACACAUCUAAACGUGAAGGUCACUGGGUACGACUGAACACACUGGCUCAUUACAAUGUGAAAGAUGAAAGUAAUAUGGCUCUCAUAGAUCCUCAUAGUGCUGAAAUCAACAACCAGGAGGACUAUGUAAAUUUGGCCAAUAUCAAUAUGGAGGGUGUUUGUGAUGGGAGCAUAGAUUCUUCACAGCCGCUCACACCACAUGAUGAAGAAAAUCCACAUGAAUUUGAGCAUUGGCAUUUGGUAAAAAAAGAGGAGGAGAGUGCAAAACAAGGGAAGUCAGCUAUAGCGGAACUGUAUCUCAACAGACUCUUCACUACAAAGCAAUCAUUAAUGGAGUAUAUGAGACCAUUAUUUGAUUUAAUUCUGGACCAUGAUAGAUGUCCCCCACCCACCAAAUUCCUGUAUGAUUUCUUGGAUGAGUUGGGAGAGAAGUAUAAAGUAGAAACAGACACAGUACAUGCGUGGAAAAGCCAUAGUUACGCUAUUCGUGUGUGGGCAAGUCUUAUGAAGAUGCCAAACACUCUGUUUGACGUAGCAAUUCCUUCGUUUAUGGAAGAGAACCUCAAUAUCAUUAGCCAGGUGUUCAUUGAGAGUUUCUCACUGGCCUCACAGAAAUUUACAAAGGAUUCACCUUCUCAGAAGUUGAUCUUUCAUCAUGAAAUGAACCAUUAUAGGGACAGAGUAAAAGAGUUCUACAAGAAUGUGAAAGUUGACUCGCAGAAUUCAGAGGAAUUCAGACAGUACAUGGCCGAGGUCAAUAGACUACAGCAGCAGACAAACUUCAACAAAGUUUCAGCACUUUACAGAUUCUAUAACCAGCUCAAACCUUACUUUGAGGAUAUACUUGAAAAUCUGUCGAAAAGCAAAGAGGCCAGUACUUUACAGCUUGACAGGAAACUGGAACAGGUGAUAGCCAUCAUGGAGGAGGAGGACUAGGAAAUCUCGUGUAUAAACUUAGCUGGAAAAUAUGGUGAACAAACUUUGCUAGAGGACCUGAUACAUAAACUUAGCAGAUUCCCAUUUACAUGUAUAGACAUACAUAGAAUAUUUUGUUGUUGUAAAUAGAACUUUCUUGUUUAUUAACAGGAUAUACCUAAGUGCUAAUUUUGAUGUUGAAUGAUUUGGUAAUGAAUUGUAGGUAUUUUUUUCAGGUGAAAAGCAAUAGUACAAUCACUAGUUGAUAUGCUACUUCAGACUAAUAGAUUAUCAGACAUUUUACAAAUAUUCAUUACCCUGAAAAGAGAGGUUUAAAUUUGUGGAAGUUGUGUAAAUAAUGGGGAAAAAAGUGCUCAUGUUAUUAAAAAUUGUGAUGUAGAGAAAUAAGUUUAUAUGUAUUUUAAAUAUAUUGGAAUUUGUAUUUUUGCAAGCCUUUUUGAUACUAACCAAAUUAUUGAAUUAUCUGCUGUAGUUACUCGGGACUCUUUCUUUUGUGUGUUUGAGAAAAAUUGUGUAAAUAUGUUAAAUUUGAUAUUUUCUACUGCUUAAAUAAUUACAGAGAAAUUAAUACAUUUUGUGUAUAUAUAUAUAUUUAUGUAUAUUAUAUAAAUUUUGUCUGUAUGGAACUUGGGUGUAACAAGGCACAGAACUGAAAGUUUAAAAGUAUGUAUAAAUUGGUAUGUUAGAUUUGUUUUGACCAAGAACACAAUGCACAUGAUGCACCAUGUAAAAUGGAUGAACUAAACAAGAUAUUAUUUUAAAUGAAAAUUGGUUUGAGAUGUAAGAAGGCUAAGCUUCUCAAAAAAAUAUUGCUUCAAGUCAGUUGGUGAAAGGUAUAUCAGUUUAACACUGAAACUAAUAAAUAUCCUCUAUAUAUCAUUAUCAGUUUACAGGAAUUGAACGAAUGUGAAUUGUGUUCGAUAUUUGCAUUUAGAUGUUUAUUUGAUAGCUGUGUUUGUGCAAUUUAUUGUUACACCCCGUUCCUAUCAUUGCUUGUAGGUUUGAAUAGAAGUAGAUUGUUUGGUGAAAGCUUUUCUGUUUGAAAACAAUUUUGAAUUGGGUAAAAUUAACCCUUACCAUGCUAAACACGACUGAUUCUGCCUUUGCGACCAGUGUAGAUCAUGAUCAGCCUGCACAUCCAUGCAGUCUGAUCAUGAUCUACACUUUUUUUAGUAAGCAACCCUUUUAACAGUUAAUGGUACUGUCCACAUUGAAAGAUGGACAAGUUCAUUAUAGAAAUUCAGCAGGGUAAGGGUUAGGUCUGUAAAUUGUAAGCCAGUUUUAUGAAAUGAAUUUGUAUAUACAUUAUAUAAUGAUUGAAUAUUUGUGAAUAUAAAUAUGAAAUAUAUAUAAUAUUUGUGGGCCAGAUAAUAUUAUUGAAGAACUGUGUUUCAGUAAUAAAUACGUAAUUAUUCUGUGUAGCAUUGCCAUUUGUGUCUGUCAGUAGGUUUUUUAAAAUAGAAUCUUUUUUUCUGAUGAGACAUUGUGCAGCAAAUGAUUAAAGUUUGCUGAUUUUGAAUUCAAUUUUGUCACUAUGAGUUCAAAUUUUGCUGACCUGUUUCAUGUAAGAAAGCCAUUUAGCUGCAGCAGGUCAGUGUUUCCAUAGUUUCCAACAUUUGUCUGAGAUAAUUCCACCAUCAGGGGCUGUUACCACCACUUCAUUGUUGUAGCUGAUCUCAAAAUUGUGACCAAAAAACAGGAACCAUUAUAUAUCCUCUUAAUAGUGCUAUAUUGAUUGUUUAAAAUUAAUGUGAUAUUGUCUUCAAAAAUAUCUGUUCUUUGGUCUCUUAUUUUUGCUAUAGCAAAAUACCUUGAAAUAUGUCCUUGAAAGAAUGUAGCACAUUGAAAUGUGUCCUUUAUUAGAACAAAGUAUAUUGAAAUAUGUCCUUUAUUAGAACAAAGCUUAUUGAAAUGUGCCCUUUAUUAGGACAAAAUAAGCUUAAAAUUUGUCCUUUAUUAGAACGAAAUAGUAUGAAUUGCCUUAAAGCUCUAUUGUUACAUUUAACAUUACAAAAUAAAUAAGGCAGCAUGAUGAACAGGAUAAACAAAAACAUAAAUGAGAUAUGAGUUGAUGUCUUAAAUAACAUUCCAUCAGAAUUUAUGCUCAGAAGCCCAAAGUUGAGGUACUUCUGCACGUUUGAUAAACUGGAAGUGAUAGCGUAACGUCAUUUAACCGAAAAACGUAGAAUAAAGUCUGGAUUCAGCAUAUUGAAAUGAUAAUAAUUUUAUGAAUUAACCGAAACCUGUAUGUAAAUUUAUUACAAUGGCACUGUUGCUAUAUUUCUAAAGUCAAAAUAGAGUGAAAUGUUCGGUUCACUUUAUUAAAAUCAAAUAUCUGAAAAAAUAAGCACACGGACCUAAAUUUUUAUUUCACCAAAUUAUAGGCCAUGUGAUUAUUUACAACUGUGAGAAGUUUCAUCAAAAUCUACAUUUUAGGAAAAUUUCUAUUCGCAAAAAUGUUAUGAAAGUUAAGAUUUUCCCAUAGACUCACAUUAUGAAAUAUUGCAUGGUCGAAAGUUUUCAAAUCAGUUUAGCAAAAAAUCAAGCACAUGACCCUAUCUUUUUUAUUUGCUGAUUUUUCUUGGUAUCAUCUGAAGUUUAAUCAAAUUCUACAUUGUAGAAAAAAUUUUGAUCCAAACGUGCAGAACUACCUCAAAGAGAAACUGAUUUUGUUACAUAGUGAUACAUAAUUGUACAUUUUGUAAACUGAAAUGGAAAUUUCUUUAGAUAAUGACAUUUUUAAAGCUAAAGUUUUUGUAUAGGUAUAAAAUCCUUCUAGUUUUCAUCGGUAAAUAAAAGGGUAACAUACUAGUAGAUGCUUAAAUAAAAUCAAAUUAUAUCUGUGAUACAGUAAGGACCAUUUCUUUUGUAUAUAUACAUUUUCAUGCAUUUGUACAGUAUAUAUAGAGAGAGUGUCAAUAGUGUGGUUAGGAUUGUAUCACUUUACCUCUGGUGUUUGCGGGAAUUUGACAAAUGUCUUUAAAUAGCCAAUAUCAUAGAGACAUUUCGAUCUUUGUCUGAUUUUGUAUAAAAUUUAGUACGUUUAAUUGUUGCCAAUAUUUUGGUGAAAGUGUUAUUUUUCUUUAAUGUUUUCUAACUGUAUUUUAUAACAAAUUGGUACAUAGGUAAAGUGCAGCUUCCACAGUUUACAUUAUUUAGCAGGUUCUGAAUCUUUGUACCCCUGCUGUUGUUUUGCAAACCAGAAUACUACACUCCAGCUGGGAAAAUAUAUAUAAAAUGAAUUGAGUACAGUUUACUGAUCGAGCUAGUACAGUUCACCGACCGAGUGAGUAUAGUUCACUGACCAAGUUAGUACAGUUCACUGACCGAGUGAGUACAGUUCACUGACCAAGUGAGUAUAGUUCACUGACCAAGUUAGUACAGUUCACUGACCGAGUGAGUACAGUUCACUGACCAAGUUAGUACAGUUCACUGACCGAGUGAGUACAGUUCACUGACCAAGUGAGUAUAGUUCACUGACCGAGUGAGUACAGUUCACUGACCGAGUGAGUACAGUUCACUGACCAAGUGAGUAUAGUUCACUGGCUGAGUGAGUACAGUUCACCGAGCGAACAAAUACAGAUCAGCUGUAGUACUUUACAGUUACGUAAGGCAUUCAGUGCUGGAGUAGACUAAUUGUAGAUGAUGUACUUCACUGUUGCUGAAAUAUAAAUACUGUAUUCUUGUAAAUUUUUGGUAUCUGUAGAGUUUUCUCACUGGUAUAUACAAUAUUGUAUUUUGAUUGAAAGAUUUGGUUUGCAAAACAACAAAUGUUACUGGUACAGUAUGUAAAAAGAUUUCAUCUAUGAUAUUCUCUAGAUGUUAAUAUCACUCUGGACUGUUGAAAAUAAUUUUGUAAAGUUUUAAUGCGGAUAGUGUCGGCGAGUGUCUACAACUUGCCUUCAUUGCAUAUAACAUAUAGCUUCAUGCUGAGUUACUCAAGAGAGCCAUUUGUAUUAUAUGAUUCCAGUCUUUGUACAAAUAACUGUAUAACUUCAAACUUAUUAAGCUUUCCAUACUUCAUGUUUGUUGUGCAAGUGAGAACACUAAAUACAUUGUAUUUGUUUAUUGUUACCAGUAAGUUUCUGAGCAGUAUUCCAAAGUGUGCCUUAAUAUUAUACACUCAAACCUGUAAGGAAGAUCACAUGUUCACAGAGACCAUCUCAUGUUUAAAUUUAAAUUUAUAUGAAAAAAUAAUAAUGUAGUUUAUAGCGUACCUGUUAGAAAAAAAACCAGCUGCAAACAAUUCAUUUUUUGACUCUUCAGAGACUGGUCUCCAUACACGGGUUAGAUUGUAAUUCUGUGAUUUCAAGAUAAGAUGUUUAUUGUUUGUUUUUAUAUAUAUAAUGUUUACAGGUGUGAGUAGUUAUGCCUCCCCAUAUGUUGAUAUUGUGCUGACUGUCAGUCCGUUUUUCUGUUUGUCACAAAAGUUUGUCGAGACUGCAGGAUUGGCCUUAAACAAACUCAUGUUUUGAUAAAAGUUCGUUUUGACUUAUUAUCUUUUAUACUACUGACUGUAUUUAAACAAAACUUUAUAAAGGAUUGCUAUUGUACAAAGUUCAGUUAGAUUAGAUGGGUUUUUUGUUGACUGAUUUUUAUGGAGUUAUGGGCCUUAGAAAAAAAGUCAUAUUUCGCUACUUUUAUGUUUAAGCACCAUCAUUUCUUAACCAAUCUUACUUAUAUUUACACAGAGUGUGUGUAUGUAUCAAAACAGUUUGUUACAGGUGAGAUCAGAAUGGUCAGCUCAAAAUUAUAUGCCUUAUUCUAUCAAAUAUGACAUAUUUCUUUAUAUUUUAGCAUAAACACCAUCAUUUCUCAUAUCUACACAGAAGGUAUAGGAGCCAUGUCAGAUAAGAAGGCAGAGAGUUAUGUGCCUUUGAAUAAUCAAAAUAGUUCUAUUUUUUAUAAUAAACAAUCUGUAGUACAGGCAUUUUUCAUCCUAUCCUUACCAUGUUUACACUUUUAAAAUCAAUGUCAAAUCGAUUUGCAGGUAUGAUGGAUUGAUGAUUUUUGAUAAGUAAUAAUUUCCAUGUAUCUCAAACAUUGUGCCGCUUAACAUUUUUGUCCAUUUUUUUCCGAAGAUGUCUUUAUAUUAUGCCCAGAUAUGCAUAUCCAUUUAUUCUUCCAUUUAAAUGAGGCAGUAUGGGGAGAAAUGCAUGUUUUUUCUGAAGUAAUCUUUAUGUGAAAGUUAUCUCCAGUUUAUGUGAUGUGGCAAUCUUUUUUCUAUCUGAAUAAAGUAUAUCAUUCUGCA